Molecule: messenger RNA, 983 nt
Organism: Panthera uncia (snow leopard)
Lineage: Eukaryota; Metazoa; Chordata; Mammalia; Carnivora; Felidae
Gene: CB3H14orf180
Product: chromosome B3 C14orf180 homolog
Exons: 5
Coding region: 447-929 (160 amino acids)
Source: RefSeq, a predicted model, not a curated record
UCUGCCAGCCUGUUCCGCGCUGUGAGUGCUGGGCUGGGGGCGGCCAGCCGGGCCCGGGAGCCCCCGCCCUCCCGCAGGGAGGCCGGCCUCAGGGUGUCUGUGGCCUCCUGUCCGCUUCUCCGGCCGGAAGAAGGUGCGGCUCGCAUCUUGUGCGCUCAGCCCCCCGCCCCCGCCCCCGCCGUUCGGCCACGCCGCUCGGGGGAGGGGGAGGGCACACGGCACCCACGGCCACCGAGCCCCGCUGUGAUGGCCUCCUCGGCGGCCAGACCGUCCAGAGGCCACUGCCCACUGCUGUAAUGGAAACUUCUCAGCGGGCUCGUGAGCCGCGACAGCUCGGGUUCCCGCUCGGCUCCGGGCUCCGAUCAGCCGCGGGUGGGGGGCCAGGCAGGUGGGCGAGCCACCCGGAGGUGCGGCGCCUGCAGGAGCCCAGGACCAUGCUCCGAUAAAUGAGGACUGCAGGGCAGACCUUGAGCCCCGACUCCCGGCCAGAGACGCGACAUCAGACCAGAAAGAAUGAAGAGGCCGCUCCGAGCUCGACGGAGCCAGGGGCAGGGAGGGAGGGCUACAAGAGGUGUCCCCCCUCCAUCCUGAGGCAGAGCCGGCCGGAGCGCCGCAGCCGUGGGGCCGAGCCACAGAAGACCGCCAGGCACGUGCGGUUCCGGGAGCCCCCGGAGGUGGCCGUCCACUACAUCGCCAGCAGGGAGUCCACUACGGCCACCAAGGCGCUCGGCCGGCCCAGGUCCCGCGGCGGCUCCCUGCUCCUGCGGCUGUCCGUGUGUCUCCUGCUGGUGCUCAUGCUGGGUCUGUACUGCGGCCGGGCCGAGCGGGUGACACUGGCCCUCGAGGACCUCCGGGCCCGGCUCCUCGUGCUUGCCCUGCGCCUGAGGCACACGGCCGUCACCUGCUGGCACCGCCUGCUGCAGCUGUGACCGCGGCCAGAUGCUCGCCCCCACCCCCCACGGCCCCCGUCGUGCAGGGCAGGA